UAAACCUUUUUGAAAGUUAACAUGAUUAUUCCUAUUCGUUGUUUUACUUGUGGAAAGGUUGUUGGAAAUAAGUGGGAGGCCUAUUUGAAUUACUUGGAAAAUGAGAACAUGGAUGCAGCGACUGCAUUGGACAAGCUUGGUCUACACCGAUAUUGCUGCCGAAGAAUGGUGCUCACUCACGUCGAUUUAAUCGAGACUUUGCUUAAAUACUCCAGUGAGUGCUUUAUGGUCAAUACUAAUUCAUAGAUGUGAAUUGCAGAAAGUAGAAUAACUACACAUAGUGUAAA
Molecule: messenger RNA, 287 nt
Organism: Blastocystis hominis
Lineage: Eukaryota; Bigyra; Opalinata; Blastocystidae
Exons: 3
Coding region: 22-246 (74 amino acids)
Biological process (GO): transcription by RNA polymerase I; tRNA transcription by RNA polymerase III; transcription by RNA polymerase II
Cellular component (GO): RNA polymerase II, core complex; RNA polymerase I complex; RNA polymerase III complex
Molecular function (GO): DNA-directed RNA polymerase activity; zinc ion binding; DNA binding
Source: RefSeq, a predicted model, not a curated record